CUUCCGUCGACCAAAACCCUAACUCGCCGGAAAACACCGCCGGAAAUCCUAUUCAUCAUCCAAAACUGUUAAUCGACGUCACUAAUCAGCAUCAAACAAUUUCCCCGUCGUCAUAUUCAUCCUCAUUCGUUCUGUUUGUCUGAUUUGGUAUUGUUAAUCAUCACCGGAAUUCAACGUCAAUUAAAUUCGCUGCGGUGAAUUAAAAGAAAAAUCGAUUUCGUAUUGUUACUCAAUGGAGGAAGAAGAUGUGAUAACCGAUGAAGAAAUCAAACAAAUAAUAAAAGAUUAAUGAUGGUGCGUAACACAAAAAUUCCGAUAUAUUGGUCUAACCAAUUGGGUGAUCAUGCGUUUGGGCAGUUCUCGUCUGCUGAGUAUACAUUGCAGCCACUGAUUGGGACAGAUUAAGCACUCUGACACUUUGCAAAUGGAGUCUAACACGAAUCAUGAGAACAGAGUGACAUUUGCUGGACUUUAUGGCAAUCACGGUGCUUAUCGUGCUUCAUCUUUCAUUUCGGCUACACUAUUACCCACAUUCAUACAUUAUAUUUGUGAUAUGGGCAAAGGGUGACGGUCCAGAGGCAAAAGCAGACGGUCCUAAAUCAUGGCAUAUGAAGAAGUUGGCUGAUGAUGUAUACGAUUUCAGGUUCAUAUUGCUCGAAACACUUGUAGGCCCGAUUGUAACAGGGAAAGGUGAAGCGUUUCUGCUUAAUGAAAUGAAAUCUUUUGGAAGCCAAGAUGGUAGGCAAAGAAUUGUUGAUCCAGUAGUCUUAACAACUUCCUCACAAGAAUCAUUAUCGAUUGUGAUAUCAAUCACAAACAAGUGCAUCUCAUCUGAUGCAGGAAACCGGUCGUUGUUUGAGGAUGUACUCUUAAACCUGUAGUAUGCAGCUCAAGUACAGGCCACAACUGAUUCUGAACAGAGAUCAGAUGGCGCAUCUUAAUGACAAGAUCUCAUUAACAAGUUAGUAGUAAUUAUAGAUUUAAAGAUACACUCGAGAGGAAGAUUCAUUCAUACUUUAUGCACUUAAUUAGAUGUGUAAACAGCUAUAAAUCUCUAAUCAUUGUGCUUUCUUUAAUGUUCUUGUAACAAAUCUUACUGUAAAUUACACAUUGUUUAUGAAUUCUUUGGUACGUUUGGAAA
Erigeron canadensis is the source of this 1141-nucleotide messenger RNA. RefSeq names its product probable inactive leucine-rich repeat receptor-like protein kinase At3g03770. The transcript has 5 exons. Lineage: Eukaryota; Viridiplantae; Streptophyta; Magnoliopsida; Asterales; Asteraceae. The coding region runs from base 474 to 881 and encodes 135 amino acids. The record is from RefSeq and is a predicted model, not a curated record.